This is a messenger RNA of Dicrocoelium dendriticum, 339 nucleotides long. Lineage: Eukaryota; Metazoa; Platyhelminthes; Trematoda; Plagiorchiida; Dicrocoeliidae. The record is from the annotation of a GenBank genome assembly.
AUGCAACGGUCUUGGCCAUUCCUGGUUCUUCUAAGUUGCCUGUCUAUGUUGGCUGCUGUGAUAACCGAGAACGGAAACGGUCAUACCGGACUCAACGGUGACCAUACCAGCAACUUCAAUGACCUUCGUGGUGGUGGAUUUGCCCCAGAUGGAAACGGUUAUCCGAAUGAUAAGAACGGUUCCAAGCCUAAUCAUGGUCGUUUUGGCGUUGAGAUCGCAGUAACCAACUUCCAAACGCUGUGGUGGUUACUAGGCAAUUCAUACGACAUGCUAAGUGAAAUAAAAUGUUUGUUGAAUUUAGACCAACGACUUUUGAUUACUCGCGAAAUUGUUCGUUGA